GCGCGAGAACGGAUCCUGCGACAACGGAGACAGGACGUGUUGGCGCAGCAGGAGGUGGAUGACCAGAUCUUCCAAGUGCUGGCAGAAAAGCAGCAACUACUCCAAGAACAGGAUUGCUUGGUGUACCAUUUUCCAGACAAAGGACAACCAUUCUGGGUCACCAAAAAGGAGUUUGAACAUCGGAUGCAGAUGAUCGACGAUGCCCAUGCUGACCUCCAGGCGAGGAUCAAGGCUCAAGUCACGGUGAGGCUGAAAGGGGCACCGUGGGAAAUCAUGGAUGACAUCAUUGACAUCUCCGUAUCUUUGUCGUUUUUUUAGUUUGUAUCCUC
This is a messenger RNA of Cladocopium goreaui, 329 nucleotides long. Lineage: Eukaryota; Dinophyceae; Suessiales; Symbiodiniaceae. The record is from the annotation of a GenBank genome assembly.